Molecule: messenger RNA, 992 nt
Organism: Dissoconium aciculare CBS 342.82
Lineage: Eukaryota; Fungi; Ascomycota; Dothideomycetes; Mycosphaerellales; Dissoconiaceae
Product: elongation factor 1-beta
Exons: 4
Coding region: 99-806 (235 amino acids)
Biological process (GO): translational elongation
Cellular component (GO): cytosol; eukaryotic translation elongation factor 1 complex
Molecular function (GO): guanyl-nucleotide exchange factor activity; translation elongation factor activity
Source: RefSeq, a predicted model, not a curated record
CUUCCAGUCAUUACACAUUUCUCAUUGACAACCCGAUUUUCUUCUCUUCUCUUUCUACAUUCACCACAUAUUUCCCUUCCUUUCAAUUCAUCAUCACAAUGGGUUUCGGCGAUUUGCUCUCGGAGUCUGGCCUCGCUCUUCUCGAUAGCUGGGUCAGCACCCGCAGCUACAUCGUUGGAUAUGGUCCUUCCCAAGCCGAUGCCAAGGUUUUCCAGACCUUGACCAAGUCUCCCGCUGUCGAGACUCACCCAUCGGCCUACCGUUGGUACAAGCACAUUGCCUCCUUCGAGGGCGACUUCACCACACUUCCUGGCGACCCAACCAAGGACGCUGCUUCAUACGGCCCCGAGACCUCCGAGCUUACCAUCAACCCUGCUGCUGCGCCUGAGAAGGCUGCCGAGAAGGCCACCGAGGAGGACGACGAUGAUGUCGACCUUUUCGGCUCUGACGACGAGGAGGAGGAUGCAGAAGCUGUCCGAAUCCGAGAGGAACGCCUCGCGGAGUACCGUAAGAAGAAGGAGGGCAAGGUCAAGCCUGCUGCCAAAUCUAUCGUCACAUUGGAUGUCAAACCUUGGGACGAUGAGACCGACAUGAAGGCUCUUGAGGAGUCAGUCCGAAGCAUUGUCAAGGACGGUCUCGUCUGGGGUGGUAGCCAGCUUAUUGCCGUUGGUUUCGGUAUCAAGAAGCUCCAGAUCAACUUGGUCGUCGAGGACGAGAAGGUCUCGACCGAUGACCUCCAGGAGGAGAUCCAGGAGUUCGAGGACUACGUCCAGUCCACUGACGUCGUCGCCAUGCAAAAGCUGUAGGUGGGAAAAGUCUGGGCCGCAAUUGUUGCGCGGGUUUUCGGAGCAUUGUCCUGGAUGGAUGUUGCCCUGAACUCGAUUUACGAAGUGAUGCAUGCGUUCGAAACGGCGUGAUGUGCAAUGAGAAACAUAGAUAGUGAUACCAAGAGGUAAAAAUUUCAAAAUGCCACUGCGGCUGACAUCACCACC